UUUAAUGAUCUAUUUGAAGAGGUUUAGGGAUUUGGCCCUUAAUUGCUAUGGUGGCCAUGCUGAGUCCUUCUUGGUGGAGAUUUGCAUCAACAACAUGCAUCUGGAAUAUCGCGUUGUUCUUGAAAACAUCAAGAUCAAUCAGUUUGUAAGGUUGCUUGGUGCUACAAAAAAAACAACUAUUUCUGUUAAAGCCAUCUCUGCUAGGAAGUCUGUUAUGAAGUUGGCAAAAGAGAAAACCGCUGCUCACACCUUUGCUAUCUUGGUUCGUGGCCAAGGACAGGGUCAGAAAAAGAGAGAUCGCGACACAACAUCACCACCGCCCACUCCUCUAACUGUCAAAGAACUUGGUGUGCUCUUUAAACAGUGGAUUGCUGACGAUGCCAUCACAUUGCCUCAAUUGCAUCGCGAGCCCAACGAUGGUGACAAGCGCAACCGCAAAGCCACAGAGGCCAUACUCUCCAUCGCCAAUGAGACUAAAGGAGAAUGCCUUAAUGUAGAAGCACAUGCCAGCCGUGCUUAUCUUGAGUCUUCCAAUGCCAUCACAUUCAUUGACGAAGAUAUGGAGGCGCCAUAUCCUGACCAUAGAAAGCAUCUUUACUUAUUUGCUCAUAUUAACUCUGUCAGUGUCAGGCAUGCAUUUGUUGAAACAGGAUCCUCUCUCAACCUGAUAUCGUUGAGCACCAUCAUUGUUAGAGAUAAUUCGAUUGAUGAACAACAUCUCUCCAACAAAGUAGAAUGCCUCACACUUGAGGCUAGAAAUAAAAUACUUGUUGAGCAUCUAGAUUCUUCUGGCGAAGUUGAUCAUCUAGUACCGUCAUACAAGCUGCCAACCUUCCAUGAGGCUCAACCAGCACUUACCUCUCUUAAGUCCCUCGAAGCUAUUGAUCAUGGAGAUGAUCUAGCGAACCCCAAACAUGAUCUCAUGCUUAGAUUACCAACCAUAUCUGUCCCCUUCCAAGGCAAAACACUUAAAGUUUAUUUGUCUACUUCUGACAAAGCUGUGGGAGCAUUGGUCGCCCAAGACUACCAACAAGGCAAGGAACAACCAGUUUAUUAUGUCAGUUGGAACCUCAAGGGCAUUGAGUCAAGGUACUCUUUUGUUGAGAAAAUUUGCCUUGCAUUAAUUUAUGUAUCUCAGCAUCUUCGACAUUGUUUCUUAGCCCAUAAGAUACAACUCAUCACCAAGUCUCAGCCCAUUUGGUACCUUUUAACACGACCUAUGCUCAUUGGCCAUCUUUCUAAUUGGCUUCUCCAAUUGUCUCAAUAUGAUAUUACAUGCAUUAAUCCCACUGCCAUAAAGGGACAAGCUGUUGCAAGUUUGCUGUUUGAGUUCUUUGGCGAAGUCCAAUAUCCUAUUUCUAAUGAAGUCCCAAGAUAUAAGGUUGCUGCUGCGCAAGAAAUUGAGGAAGAAUGGACAUUAUACUUCAAUGGUUUUUCCACAACUGAAAGAGCUGGGGCUAGCAUUGUUCUUAGAAAUGACAAGGGCCAUGACAUAGUGUUUUCAUUCAAGCUUGAUUUCCAAUGCACAAACAACAUGGCAGACUAUGAAGCGUAUCUCAUUGGCCUUGCUAUGGCAAAUGAGGCAGGUGUGCAGUGCCUAAAAAUCAUUGGUAAGUCAAGUUUGAUCCUUGGCCAAGUUCAAGAUCUCAUUGGUCCUAUCCAUCCUCCAUCUGAAGGUUAUAUUUGGAUAUUGGUGGCCAUUGAAUAUUUCACUAAGUGGGUGGAAGUUGUCCCUCUUCGCAAGGCUACAGGUCCAACGGUGUCGAACUUCAUCAAGGAAUACAUAAUUUGUCGCUUUGGGAUCCCAUACAAAAUUGUAAGUGACAAUGGAACUUCUUUUAUUUAUCAACAUGUGCGAAGAUUGCUGGACACUUGUAAGAUCAAGCACCGAAAGUCCACUCCAUACUAUCCCCAAGGCAAUGGCCAAGUGGAGGCAGUAACUAACAAAAGUUUGCUAAGGAUUUUGAGCAAGAUGGUCCAUGAGUAUGAAGGAGGAUGGAGCAUUCAUUUGCAGGAUACGCUUUAGGCUCAUUAGAUGUCAUCCAAGAUUGCCACAGGUUUCUCACCUUAUUUUUUUGGUAUAUGGUUGCGAUGCUAUCCUUCCUAACAAAGUCCUAGUGCCAAU
This is a messenger RNA of Rubroshorea leprosula, 2125 nucleotides long. The record is from the annotation of a GenBank genome assembly. Lineage: Eukaryota; Viridiplantae; Streptophyta; Magnoliopsida; Malvales; Dipterocarpaceae.